Dreissena polymorpha is the source of this 3082-nucleotide messenger RNA. Its product is annotated as cell cycle checkpoint protein RAD17-like. Gene Ontology annotation, biological process: mitotic DNA replication checkpoint signaling; DNA repair; DNA damage checkpoint signaling. The transcript has 17 exons. NCBI's taxonomy places the organism in Eukaryota, Metazoa, Mollusca, Bivalvia, Myida, Dreissenidae. The record is from RefSeq and is a predicted model, not a curated record. The coding region runs from base 109 to 2214 and encodes 701 amino acids. Gene Ontology annotation, molecular function: chromatin binding.
CGAUUUGCAGACAACCUCCUUUUGAAGAGUUCACAACUGCAAAUUACAACAUGGCGGCUGCUAUGAAUUGACAUCUCAGCGUUGAUUUAUCAAGCCGGUUGCACAAUUAUGAUUAAGAAACAAGCAAAACUGACCAGUCUUUGGGCAGAUAGUGAUGAUGAUGAUGACUGCAUGAUAAUUGAUCCAUUACCCAACACAUGUAGCACCACGAAGAAACCCGCAAAUGUUUCCAUUGUAAACGUCUCUAGUACCAAGAAACCCACACAAUGGGUAGCCUCGGCUUUCGAUGGGUUUGAUGACUUCACAGCUAGUGCCUCACAAACAAAGAACAAGCCGCCCGCUGGGGGGAAAACAACUUCCACCCAGGCACCUGGUGCAAAACGAUCGUUUGAACAAAUGAUGACUGCUGGAAAGGGGAAAACUGCAAAGAACACUGUAUCCCGGAGAGCUAACACAUUACCAGAGACUAAUAUGUGGUCAGAAAAAUAUGCUCCAAGCACACAGGCAGAUUUAGCAGUACAUAAGAAAAAAAUUGGAGAAGUAGAGCAGUGGCUUGAAGAACAUCUCAGACACAAAAAGUUACCCCCAAUACUGUUGCUGACUGGCCCCGCCGGGGUGGGGAAGACAGCCACGGUCCGUGUUCUUGCGAAGCAGUUCAACUUUGAGCUCCAUGAAUGGGCCAACCCUCUGGCAGGUGACCAGUUUGAUGGGGGAAUGCAGAACAAUGACUGGAAGUCUAGGGGUCGCCUUGAGGCAAGCAUAUCGAGUUCCCAGGUGUCACAGUUCCAGGAGUUUCUUCUAAGGGCUAACAAGUACAACACGCUGGACAUUUUUGGUGGCAGUGGGGGUGUGGCCUCUAGGAGACUUGUAAUGGUGGAGGAUUUUCCCAAUAUAUUCUACAGAGAUGCGGAACCAUUCCAUGAAAUAUUAAGGCGUUAUUCCCAGACAGGAGGCAGUCCACUGGUCUUCAUUGUCAGUGACAGCACAAGUGGAGAGUCCACAGAAAGGCUGCUCUUCCCCAAAGAUGUGCAGAGCAGGUUACACAUCACUAACAUAAGUUUCAACCUAGUGGCCAUGACCAGCAUGACAAAGAUCCUGACCAAGAUAGCCACCGAUGAGUCCCAGAAAGGGAGUCAUAUGUUCACAGUUCCCUCCAAGUCUGUCAUCGAGUCUAUAGCCAUGGCCAGUGCUGGGGACAUACGCGGGGCUAUCAAUGCAAUGCAAUUUGCAUGCCUUAAAGAUACCUGUGAUCUAGCAAGUGCAAUGGACAACAGAAAACCUAAGCAACCAAUAAAAAAGACUGGUUCCAACGCUUCUGUGAAGCGAGCAACUGGAGCAAAAAGGUCACUCAGCAAGACGAGUAGCUUCCAGAAGGAGGAGGAGUUGCUGGUAAUAGGCGGACGAGACACGUCGCUCUUCUUGUUCAGAGCUAUCGGCAAAAUAUUAUACUGCAAAAGAGAUGAGCCAAGUUCAGACAUGACCCAACUACCUCCUCAUUUGGCCCAUUGUUACAGAGACCCUUUACAGGUGGACCCAGAGGAAGUGGUUGAGAAGUGUCAUCUGUCUGGGGACUAUUUCAGCUGUUACCUGCACCAGAACUACACAGACUUUUUUUCCAGUGUUGAUGAUAUCGUGUUGGCCAGCGAAUACCUCAGUGACUCUGACUUCUUGACCAUGGACUGGGCAUCCCGUUCAGCCCUACAGCAGUAUGCAGCCUCUGUGGCUACCCGAGGGAUCAUCUUCUGCAACUCAGGCCGCGCCCGACACACCGACCCUGGCGGGGGAUUGGGCUGGAAACCUCUUCACAAGCCACAGUGGUACACCACCAGUAAACAGGCCAAACAGAACUGUGAAACAGCCAGAUAUUUAUUUAGAUCUUAUCGUUCGUCUCCUGUGGUGCUUCAGACUGAGCUGAUACCAUACAUCUCCCUCAUCAACACAACACUACAUGAUACAGGUCAGAUAGCCUUCAUGCAAGAGAUCUGUAGAUUCUCAAAUCAACGCAAGUACGAAAAGCUAGACGAGAAAGAUGUAGACAUCAGUGACGAUGAUGACACCAGUGAUGUUACAAAGUCAGCAACCAAUCAAAUUCAAGGACCUUCAAUGUUGCCAACGGAAACCGAUGAUGUCAUAAGCAGUAGCCAAUCAAAUGUGAAAUCCUCGCAAGCAGAGGAGGAAGAGGACUUUGUAAUAGAAGAUUAUGAUGAUGACUGAAACCAGUAACUCUUGCUUGCUGGAAUUUUUUGUUGGGGGUGGGGGUAGUGAAAUUAGAUUUGUUGUGCAAUUGUCCGUUAUCUCUAGAAUUACCAUGCAGUGUCCACCGGCUAUGUGUAUAGUUUAAUUAGAGAUGGAAGAAAAUAUGGUUAUAUAUAAAAAUUACUGCAUAAAAUAUGUUCAGAUUCAAUUUGCUACAUGUAUGUGCACCGUGCUCAUGCCCACAUAAACAUUUGUGAGUUUUGCUCACAUCAGUCAGCCUAUCCUGUCUGUAGUUUGCCCACAUUCAUUUUUGUUGAAAGUUUAAUCCAAUUAAGCAAAAAAAGCUGUGUGUGCAUAAUAUAUGUGGAAUAAAAUAAUGAGUUAUGGCCCUUUAUAUACCUCAAUCGGCCUUUGUGGCUGCUCCUGUAUUUAUGUUUAAAAUUCUUUAUCUGAUCUUUAUUAAUUUAAUGAACAUGACUUUUUGUGAACCUAAUAUACAGGCAAUGAAUAAUUAAGAGUAAAAAAAUGGCACUGUAAUUUCAGUGUUAUGUCCCUUGAAUUGUAUCAACUUGAAUACUUUUAUUUUUAGAGUUCAAUACUUUUGGCAAGCACCACUUUUGUUGAAAAUGCUUGAUGUUUAUAUAUCCGAGCAAAGUUUGAAAAUCUUGAAAAAGCACUCGUAGAACAAUAGAGUUAUGUCCCUAAUAUAUCUAAAAAAAACUUUUAGUAGACUUGACUAUAUCCCAACGCCAAUCAGUUUUCAUCUUACUCUAUUUCACUGAUUAAUUUUAAUCUAAAGAGAGCAUUACUGGUUUACAAAACUUUUGAAAAAAGUGAUCAAAUUUAAUCUCAAAUGUCCCAUUGUUUGAAAAUGAAAAUUUCAAAU